Bradysia coprophila is the source of this 6100-nucleotide messenger RNA. RefSeq lists its product as uncharacterized. Gene Ontology annotation, biological process: extracellular matrix organization. Lineage: Eukaryota; Metazoa; Arthropoda; Insecta; Diptera; Sciaridae. The record is from RefSeq and is a predicted model, not a curated record. Gene Ontology annotation, molecular function: extracellular matrix structural constituent conferring tensile strength.
UUGACGUUCAGUUAGGCGGUUCACUUGUUUGUAUGAAAGUAUCGUUUAAGUGGCUGUUUAUCACGCGGUUUUGAUCGACGCGCAUGUCAACUGCAUUGAAACCAUGUGAAAAAUAAAGAAAAAAAGUCAUCAAAAACAAAUAGAGAAGAAAUGUUUUGUUUUACCGGCAUUUUUGUGCAAAUACAAGUGGAAAGUGUCUAACAUUUUUGUUAUUCAUUUGUUUCUAAGCUUUUGUCUCAAACGGGUACGCGUCUUGUAAAAGGGAAUUUAAAUAUUAAUUUAAGUAAACUGAAAAAAAAGAAGAAGAAGAAGAAGAAGAAAAAAAACAGUUUGUGUUUGUGUGGUAUAUAAAUGCCGGAAAAGUGAAAUUGUUUCAUUCUUUUGUGUUUUGGUUCCCUUACAUAGCAAUGCUCCCAUUGUGCGCGAUUCUUCCAUAUAGUCUGACGCUGAAAAUGCUCAAUGAAUUGAAUAUGUUUGUAUAUACGAAAAUCAAUAUGAGCCGGUGCAGUGAAGUGUAAAUAAUAAAUUUGAUGGUGAAAAAGAAAUUAAUGGUCUGGAUUGGAUAUACGAGCAUUGGGGAUUAUUUAUACAUUUCCUUCAUCUAAGAAAACAGAAUAACUUUUACAUCAUGAUAAGAACAACGUCUAUUGCACUACUUCUCUACAUUUCUUUAUGUACGGUGUCGGCUCAAAAUUUUUAUGGACAAGGAAUUCGAGAUGCAUUUUCUGAAUUCGAUUUACUUGGUGCAAUAACAAUACCACCUGAUGACAAUGGACCCGUAAAAUUUGUUUCCGGCAUGGACGGUUUUCCAGCAUAUUUUAUUAAAUCCGAUGCAGAUAUCAAAUCACCGCAUCGCAUGGUAUUGCCAGAAAAACUAUACGAAUUCGCAAUAAUGACCACAAUACGACCAGAAACACGUAGUGGUGGUUAUAUAUUUAGUGUAGUGAACCCAUUAGAUACUGUUGUUCAGCUUGGCAUGCACAUAUCGCCUGUCAUCAAAGACAAAUGGAAUUUAACGCUCUACUAUACGGACAGCAGUGUUCAUUCGACCAGUCAGAAAUUGAUUUCAUACGAAAUGGCAUAUGCUAAAAAAUGGACUAAAAUAGCACUCAGAGUGCUGAGCAAUAAAAUAACGAUUUUUUUGCAUUGCAUCGAAGUGGAAACGGUUACCGUCAAACGUGAACCGAUUGAGUUAAUUUUCGAUUCGGCAUCAACAUUAUAUUUGGCCCAAGCAGGACCCAUAUUAAAAGGCAACUUUGAGGGAGCUUUUCAAUUUUUAAAAUUAUAUGGUUAUCCAGAUGUUAUACCAACGCUAUGCAACAGAACAAAUGCGGAACCUGUAACGGAUGAUGAAGUCGGUUCGGGAGAUAUUUAUAGUGAAUCUGAUGAUUUUACGACGGACGACGAUGACGAAUUUCUUCCACCACCUAUGUCACCACCACCGUUGAACAGAGAAUACGGUGGAUUCAAAGGCGAAAAAGGCGAUCGAGGUCCUAAAGGUCCUCCAGGUGAAACGAUUCGAGGGCCUCCAGGACCUCCAGGUCCACCAGGGCCGCCAGGAAUCGGAUCAUCAUCAGAAAAUUCUAACGAGUCAAGUAAGAAAACAUUUAGUGGUGGCGAAUGUACUUGUAAUGCGACAACCAUCCUUAAUUUAUUAAAACGUGAUAUUGAUUUCGGCGAAUCGAUAAGAGGCCCUCCCGGAACACCAGGUAAAGACGGCAAGGGUGGAGUUCCUGGACUUACGGGAGUUACUGGUGCCACAGGAGAACGCGGAUUGCCCGGUCCAAAAGGUGACCGCGGCGAACGUGGUGACACCGGAGCUCGUGGUCCAGAAGGACUCCAAGGCAACAAAGGAGAACCUGGACUGGACGGUGUGCCAGGUAUCCAAGGUCCACCAGGGCCUCCAGGUUCUCCUGGAAUCCCCGAAAAUUAUGAUAUAAAUUGGAACCCAUCAAGGAUGUAUAAGGAAUCUUUGAUGGUGAACACAAUGCCUGGGCGGGGUGGUACACCUGGCCAGAAAGGUGAAAUGGGCGACAAAGGAGAUAAAGGACCAAUAGGUGAACGAGGCUUGCCUGGUACAAAAGGUGAACGAGGUGAUUCAAUGACUGGUGCUAAAGGUGAUAGGGGACAUACUGGACCGCAUGGUGCGGUUGGAGCAAAAGGUGAACCGGGGCAACCAGGAUUGCCUGGCUUACCGGGUCAAAUUGGACCGUUGGGAAUGAAAGGAGAUACUGGUCCGCCUGGACCACCAGGGCCUGGAGUUACUGGCUUUUCUUCGAAUUCCAAAAAUAUUUCGGAAUGCUAUUGUCCGGCUGGCCCGCCAGGUGAAACGGGAAAGAAAGGAGAUGCCGGGAUUAUUGGAAUGCCAGGAGAAAGUGGUGAAAAAGGCAGCAAAGGUGUUGCUGGGGUAAAAGGCGACCGUGGACCUGAAGGUCCACCUGGUCCAGCAUCUGCGGAUGGAAGCAAUACAUCGAAGGGUGAGAAAGGUGAUCGCGGCCAACGUGGUCGACGUGGUAAAACUGGUCCUCCAGGUCCUAUGGGUCCAUCAGGCGUAGCUGGAAGUAUGGGAGAUAUUGGAUUGCCUGGUUGGCCUAAUAACAAGGGACGACCUGGAAUUCCCGGACCAAAGGGUGAUACUGGACAGAAGGGCCAAAAGGGUGAAAUUGCGGUUGUGGAAGGAGGACGUGGCGAAAAAGGUGAAAAGGGUGAUUCUGGCCAAGGAACUCAAUAUAUUCCGGUACCAGGACCCCCUGGACCACCAGGACCGCCAGGAGUAUCGGUGAUGGGCCAAAAAGGAGAACCUGGUAUGGAUUCGCGAAGUCCAUUCUAUGGUGAUUUAACACAUUCCGGCCGAGUCGGAAGUGGAAAAUCGAGUUUAGAUGAAUUGAAAGCAUUAAGAGAACUAAAACAUCUGAAGGAAGUUGAAGAUAGCACAUUCGGUCCUGCCGGUCCGCCAGGCCCACCUGGACCCCCUGGACGUGUGUAUGAGGAUUCUUCAUCAUACGGUUCAUUGCCAACGAAUGGAAAAAUUGUGCCUGGAGCUGUCACGUUUCAAAAUACCGAAGCAAUGACGAAGAUGUCUGCUUUGAGUCCGGUGGGCACCAUUGCGUACAUAAUUGAUGAGGAAGCACUUUUAGUUCGAGUUAACAAGGGGUGGCAGUAUAUUGCGCUGGGAACAUUGCUGCCAGUAACAACACCUUCACCGCCGACAACAAUAGCACCUCCGCCAAGACCUGACCUCGAGGCAUCCAAUUUAUUGAACAAUGUACCAUAUCCAGUGGAAGGACCAAACUUUACGAUGACUCCUGAAUAUGAAUCGUGGUAUCCGAAAAUGCUACGAAUGGCAGCUCUAAACGAACCAUACUCUGGAGAUUUGCAAGGUAUACGAGGAGCAGACUUUGCAUGCUACCGACAAGCUCGUCGUGCUGGACUCUUAGGAACAUUUAAAGCAUUUUUAUCAGCAAGAGUGCAAAAUCUUGACUCAAUUGUUCGUACAAACGACCGAGAUCUUCCUGUUGUGAAUACCAAAGGAGAUGUGCUUUUUAAUUCAUGGAAAGGUGUAUUUAAUGGCCAAGGUGGAUUGUUCUCUCAAGCACCACGAAUUUAUAGUUUUAGUGGGAAGAAUAUACUCAACGACAAUACAUGGCCUCAAAAACUAGUUUGGCACGGUUCGAGAGCGAAUGGCGAACGAGCAAUGGAUACAUAUUGUGAUGCUUGGCAUUCGGCAUCAACAGAUAAAGUGGGACUAGCUAGCAGUCUCAUGGGAAAUAAACUAUUAGAUCAGGAACGUUAUUCCUGCGAUAAUCGAUUUGCUGUUCUCUGUAUAGAAGCUUUGUCACAAGACAGACGGAAAAAAAGAGAUUUGCAAAGAUCUGAUGACGAAUUUGAAUCGGAAGAAGAUUAUGAGACAUAUCUACGAACGCUGUAAUCACACACAAACACACACAGUAUUGCUCAUGUAACGAAGAUGAAAAAUAAAUAAAAUAAAAAUCAUUUGUGAACAUAUCGUCUGGAAAAUCACUCAGAUAAAGCAACAUGAACAUCUCGAUAAAUAUAAUGUUUAAAGGUGAGAUUGGAAUCAUUUACGUUUGAUUGCGCUUAAUUUUUUAUUAACUGUAAGUGUUUUUUUGUAAAUAAAUUUACUAAACUGUGUAAUAAAAUUAAAACAAAAUGGAAAUUAGUUUUAUGUAUUUAAUACUCUAGUUAAAGUACAGAACUAGCUAAGGAAGUGUAUAAUUAAGUUAAAAGAAAAGAAAACGUAAGAAAAUUAAAAGUAAAAUAAAUUAAUUAAAUGAAAUAAAUGCCAAUUUACCUGUAUAUUUAAAUGAAACUUAAUUUAAAAUCAACAGAAAACUACCUACCUAAUUAUUAUCAAUUCCAAUGGACUUACACACAUAGCUCCUAAUUUAACCAAUAUAUUUUCUGUCAUCGACUUCGAAACGACCAUUUAAUUACUUUCGUUUAUUAUUAAUUCAACAUUCUGUGUUUCAUUCGAAUUAAAAUCAUUAGAGCAAAACAUCGCUGCCAUAAUUUUAAUUGUGUAUUAUGUUACGAUAAAGGCUAUCCGACUAGUUCAUUUUAUAUACCAAAAAUUCUAAAUUGGGAAAUACGAACUUUGUACGUUCCAACUUAUUGGAAGAUUUCGAAUUCGAAUUUUAAUCAGAAAAUCUUAUUCGCUUCAAUAAUGGUAGAAAUAGACAGAUAAUUCGAAAUUCUAAAUAACACAAAAAAUAUUGAACCGUUCAGGUAGAUGAAUAAUUGAUACAGAAAAGGUUUAUCUCUAUAUUUCAUUACAACGUUUUCCUUUCAGUAGAUUAUACACAAUGAUCGAAGUUUAUGUCGUUCAUUAACAUUGGAGUUAUACAUAAUAUGCUGCCUGUAAUGCCAAUAAUAAUUCUCAGUUGGGAUUUUAAACGGUAUUAUCAAAUUCAACGGGCAUUGCAUAUUAUUUUUCAAUAAAUAACAUUUACAUAGUAUUUACCAUGACCAAUUUGUCGUCCGUCUAUAUACGCCUCCCGCAUUUAAUAACCAAAUGGGAUCAUUAAUUUUCAACUUUUCGAUGGAAGCUUUAAUUUUAGCUUUCAAAAGCUAAACUAUUCGUCGUGUUUUUUCAGGUAAUUUAUUUUUCAUUUAUUUUUGUGUGCAUUUUUUUUUUCUCAUUCAUCGUUCGAAUUACAUGCUGAAAGAGUCAUACAAAAUUUACGGCCUGGAAAAAUUCAUUUUCCCCCGAAUCAUGCUAGUCAAUUCGAAAAAUUCUGUGAUCAUUUGUGUCACUUUUCAAAUGUUAAACUAAACAAACAUGGAUUAUUUGCAUCAAUACGUAAUGAAUCUACCAGAACGAACGAAACGAAAGGAAACUUUCGACUUUCCACUCUAUUCCUUUGUAUACAUUAAAACUAUGAACGAGGAUGAAUAAAUCUGCAAUGUUCGAUGGGUGGCAAAGGAUAUAAGUGACCCAAAAACCUUUCAAAAACGGGUAUUCAUUUAAUAUCGACAAAAACCACAAUAAAAGCUACAAUUUAGUGGUGUUUAUAUAAGAAAAAUGUGUGUUAAAACGAAUGAAGUAAAAGAUUUCAUAUCAAACAACAGGUGAUACUUUGAGCGAAUAAAGUAAUAGAUUGAAUGAUUAUAUCGCAAUAUGCUUUCCAUCUCGAGAAGGUAAAGUGGAAGUCACAACAUCCAGUCGCAGAUUGUUAGGAUAUUCAACUAUUUAUAUUUCAACUGAAGUCCCACUUGAUUUACUUUUUCCACAAGAAAACAGCAUAAUUGUGUACCAUGUCCUAGUUAGUCAUAUCCUCCCACUUCAAAAUGAUAAUAUCACUAAGUGAUUGGUGUCGUAACAAAAAGUAUAUAAAUAUUAAAUGAAAUUAAAACUUAGAUUUAAGACAAUUUAAGAAUUGUUAGAUUUUUAUAUAAUUUCAAUAAGCGAAUUGUACGACCUAAGAUAAAAAGCAAACAAACAAAAUUAACGAAAAUAAAAGAAAAAAAGUGAGUGAUUUAGUCAAAUUGACAAAAAUUUAUUGUAAAUGUUUUUUGAGAAGAAAAUGAAAAGAAUGGAAAUUUUAUGCAAAAGAAAAUACAGAACACUGUUAUACAAGUA